Molecule: messenger RNA, 2603 nt
Organism: Scomber japonicus (chub mackerel)
Lineage: Eukaryota; Metazoa; Chordata; Actinopteri; Scombriformes; Scombridae
Gene: sema4ba
Product: sema domain, immunoglobulin domain (Ig), transmembrane domain (TM) and short cytoplasmic domain, (semaphorin) 4Ba
Biological process (GO): axon guidance; negative chemotaxis; neural crest cell migration
Molecular function (GO): semaphorin receptor binding; chemorepellent activity
Source: RefSeq, a predicted model, not a curated record
AUGAAUUCCCCAAAAACCUGAAAGGCAAAUUCUGCGACUUGGCCGGCGUUCCUGAGGAGCAUGUGGACAAUGAGUAUGGCUUGGCUCUGUCUCGCAGCCUGCACUGUUCUACUUGUUGGUUGCUUUCAUACAGCUGCCACAGAAAGCGACGUCACUCCACGCCUCACCUUCUCCUACAAUGCAAAGGAGAGAACAACCAAGAGUUUCUCAGCCAGCGGGAUCUAUAACUUCACCUCCCUCCUCCUCAGUAAAGAAGACAACAUGCUGUACGUCGGGGCUAGGGAGAUUCUCUUUGCUCUCAACCUCUCUGAUAUCAGUGCAGUGAAGCUACAAAAAAACCUCACAUGGAAAACUCCAGACAGGAAGAGAGAGGAGUGCAGUUUCAAAGGGAAAGAUCUGCAGACGGAUUGCUUCAACUACAUCAAGAUUUUGCUCCAUAUAAACAGCACUACUCUGUAUGUGUGUGGAACAUACGCCUUCAGCCCCAUCUGUGCUUACAUAAACACCGCUGAUUUCUCCCUCGUCAAGAGCAAUACUGGUGAGAUUGUCACAGAGGACGGACGAAGCCGCUGUCCCUUCAACCCUGAAUACAAGUCCACUGCCAUCAUGGCUGAUGGAGAGCUGUAUGCUGGUACAGUCAGUAAUUUCCAAGGAAAUGAGCCCAUCAUUUACAAGAGUCUAAGCCAAGGAACUGCUCUAAAAACAGAAAACUCACUGAACUGGCUUCAAGACCCGGCCUUUGUCGGCUCUGCCUACAUACAGGAGAGCCUGCCCAAGGGCAACCUAGUGGGCGAUGACGAUAAGAUUUACUUCUUCUUCAGCGAAGCGGGAAAGGAGUUUGAUUUCUUUGACAACACCAUUGUGUCACGCAUCGCUCGCGUGUGUAAGGGUGACUUGGGAGGCGAGAGGGUCCUGCAGAAGAAAUGGACGACCUUCCUGAAGGCUCAACUCUUGUGCUCUCUGCCUGAUGAUGGCUUCCCUUUCAAUAUAAUCCAAGACAUGUUUGUGCUGACACCAAGCCCCGGGGACUGGAAAAACACUGUGUUUUAUGGAGUCUUCACAUCUCAGUGGUAUAAGGGUGCUUCAGGAAGCUCUGCAGUGUGUUCCUUCACUAUGGACCAGGUGGAGAAAGCGUUCAAUGGCCGAUACCGUGAGGUCAACAGAGAAACCCAGCAGUGGUACACAUACAACCAUCCGGUCCCAGAGCCUCGACCCGGAGCGUGUAUCACAAACGCCGCCAGAGAGCAGGGGAUCUCAUCCUCACUCCACAUGCCGGACAAGGUGCUGAAUUUUGUGAAAGACCGCUUCCUGAUGGAUAGUGUGAUCCGCAGCCAGCCGCUUCUGCUGAAACGUAAUGUUCGCUACACGCAGAUCGCUGUCCAUCGUGUCCGAACAGCACACAAGGCGUAUAAUGUACUUUUCAUUGGCACAGAUGAUGGGAGACUUCAUAAAGCCAUUAAUGUUAACAACAAGAUGCACAUCAUUGAGGAGAUGGUGGUCUUCCGUGACUCCCAGCCAGUGCAGCACAUUGAACUGGACUCUGAAAAGGGUCAGCUUUAUGUUUCCUCCUUCUCUGAACUGGUGGAGGUCCCAGUAGCUAACUGCACUAAUUAUCAGAGCUGUGGGGAGUGCGUCCUCUCCAGGGAUCCCUACUGCGCCUGGAACGGGAGGCAAUGUGUUGAUGUCAGACAGGCUCCACCAAGCAAUGCGUGGCAGCAGGAUGUAGAUGAAGCAGACACAUCAGCUAUUUGCAACAAGACAGUGCCUAGCCCACGGUUUGCUAAACCUCCACCUACACAAAUGUCUUCAUGCCAGGUGAUUAUUAUCCCAGCCAACACAUUCAAAGUGCUGCCCUGCAAGCUGCGCUCUAAUUUGGCUGAAAGGAGGUGGAAGUUCAGCGAGAGUGCAGGUCACUUCCAUUACCCCAGCCCAGAGGGGGAGCUGGUAGUGGUAGCUCAGGCUGACAAACAGGAAACCUACGAGUGCUGGUCAGUGGAGGAAGGCUUCAUGCAGCUGCUGGCAAACUACUGUGUGAGGGGCGAAGCCAAGCAAGAGAGCACCACCCUGACAGGCCGCUCGCAUACGCCGCAGAUCUCCCAGGAUGGGUUCAUCAUCCUGCCUGGCAAAGCUCGCUCACCGCAGAUCAACACCAAGACCUACUGGAAUGAGCUCAUCGUGGUGUGUGCCCUCCUGGCAUUUUCUCUAGUAGUCUUCUCUCUAUUUGUGGUCUACAGGAACCGCGACCACAUGAAGUCCAUGCUCAAGGAGGGCGAGUGCCCCAACAUACAGCAAAAGAAGCCCAGAAUAGGAGGGAAACCGGCAGAGAACUUGCCGCUCAACGGCAACACAGUCACAACAUCAGCAUCAGAUCACAAGGGCUACCAGACCCUUAACGACAACUACAUCUGCAGCACUCCACCGCACGAGUGCUCAUCGCCUGACAACAGCAAGAGCUUCUCAGAGUCGGAGAAGAGGCCUCUGAACUUGAAGGAGAGCCAUGUAGAGAUAUCACCCACAUGCCCGCGGCCACGAGUGAGACUGGGCUCUGAGAUUAAAGACUCUAUAGUGUGAGUCCGCCUUCAUAAUUAUGUGGAGUGACUUGA